Molecule: messenger RNA, 2034 nt
Organism: Mytilus trossulus (common blue mussel)
Lineage: Eukaryota; Metazoa; Mollusca; Bivalvia; Mytilida; Mytilidae
Exons: 3
Coding region: 1-2034 (677 amino acids)
Biological process (GO): signal transduction
Cellular component (GO): plasma membrane
Molecular function (GO): protein binding
Source: RefSeq, a predicted model, not a curated record
AUGACUUCAAAUAAUUUAAGCCGUAUUCCAACACCCGAAGAACUAGGUUUUGUAGAUGUAAUAAGUACAUUUAUUAUAGCUUUUUCAUACGCCCUUCAGUUUGGUAACAACCCUUGGAAAUGCGAUUGUAGUAUAGGUUUAUACAUCAAAUACGUAGAAAAUGCUGCACGUAAAUUUAAAGGUAUUACACGACAUAAUGUUACAUGUUUCAGUCCUCCACAGUUAAAAGGUUAUGUGAUUGGUUCAUCGAAAGAAAACAACGCAGGAACAGCAUGGGCAAUACAUACUUUGAAUGUGUACCUUGAGCAGCAUGGAAUGAAAACGUGUAUUCCAUAUCGGGACUUUGAGCCCGGUGGUAUCCAGGUUGAACAAAUAUACAAAAAUAUUAUACGGAGUCGUUUCUAUAUUGUUGCCCUGACAGAGGAUUAUCAGGAAUCUCAAUUUCAAAAUAUAGAAUGGAACCAUAUAUGGAGCUCCUUCAAAUGUGAAAUAGAAAAAUUAUUUCCUUCAUGGAAACACAUUGCAGUUCUGAUUCAGCUUAUAAUUCAAAGUUUCUCUGAAAACAACAUAACAGUUCCUGAACAUUUCCAGUGGUUGGAAAAGAGUGUUGCAAGUGCAUCUACACUGUAUUGUCCAAACUGUUGUAAAGGGAAAUGUUCAGAUUUUGAAUUCGUGUCAAAAAAUGAUGCACUGAGUCUGUGCUGUGCAGAGUUUGCAGAACCGUUUUGGAAUUUUCCAAAAUAUUCUUGUCUUCAAACAAAGCUACAAAUAGUGAACUAUGACACAUUAAAGAAACCGCAAAUAAGACAACACGAAAAAUCGAAUAGUUCCAACUAUUUUAUUCUAGAUUACCAUGGAAAAUGUCCAUUGUUAUAUUUUCCGUAUAACAUAUGUAAAUAUCCCGAUUUGGUUACAGUCAACCUUAGCGAUAAUAACAUUCAGAAUUUGCCAAAUAUCAGUUGCCUCUCAAAUUUGGACACAUUAGAUUUAUCAAACAAUUCUAUAGAGAAUAUCAAUUCGUCCACUUUCAGUAAGCUUACAUUUUUACGUUAUCUAGACCUUUCAAAUAAUUUGAUAUCUUAUAUUGAGCCGGAGUCGUUCAAUUAUCGUCCAGGUAGUUUAAUGUACAUUAAAAUAAAACGAAACGGAUUAAAAAGUUUCGAUAUAACAAAUAUUUUCCUGGGUUUCUGGUUCUUUGAAGUGGACUGCACAGAAAAUAAGAUAUCCAAAUUCACAAACGAAGUUAAAGGAAAACGCUUCAGAAAAGGAGAGUUAAUUGGCGGGGGAUAUAUUAGAAUGACUUCAAAUAAUUUAAGCCGUAUUCCAACACCCGAAGAACUAGGUUUUGUAGAUGUAAUAAGUACAUUUAUUAUAGCUUUUUCAUACGCCCUUCAGUUUGGUAACAACCCUUGGAAAUGCGAUUGUAGUAUAGGUUUAUACAUCAAAUACGUAGAAAAUGCUGCACGUAAAUUUAAAGGUAUUACACGACAUAAUGUUACAUGUUUCAGUCCUCCACAGUUAAAAGGUUAUGUGAUUGGUUCAUCGAAAGGUAAUUCGUCAAUAUACGACCUUUUCAUUUGCAACAUUAAUAUGAAAAAUAAAUGCCCUAUGCGAUGUACUUGUUUUCAACAACCGUCAAAGGAACGAGUUGUAGUCAACUGCACUUUCAGUAAACAAACAAAAUUGCCGUCGAAUGUUCCUGAUUUCGACAACUUAGAUAUUGACUUUAGUCGAAACCAAAUAAAGUAUGUACAGUUUGAGGAAUACCUGAAUAGAACAAAGCGAAUCGACCUAUCUUAUAAUGACAUAAUUCACAUUGAUCCUUUAAUCUAUAAAAUCAAAACACUGAAUUACAUUAAUCUUUACAAAAAUAGAAUCAGUUUCUUUGAUAAAACUAUUCUGCAGAAAAAUCCCUGUAAUCUCGUUUUUGGUGAAAUUAAAACAAAAUGUAGGUGUGAAUUGUAUUGGAUAAAAACAUGGUUGAACGCUAUAGUAGUCAAAAUUGCAGCCCAAAUCGCAUCACCUGUGAUAUAA